AUGGCGGACUCGGGCCGGAUCGGACCGGCGGACCCCGAGGCCGCGGCCGGCCGCUCGGAGAGCUCGGAGAGCCCGCUGGCCGUGCGGAGGAGGCGGUCCCCGGGGCUCCGGUCCCCGGGGCUCCGGUCCCGGCACCAGAGCUCCGCACCGGGCCACUGCUUCCGGAGGGUCACGCUGACCAAGCCCACGUUCUGCCACAGCUGCAGCGACUUCAUCUGGGGCCUGGUGGGCUUCCUGUGUGAAGUGUGUAACUUCAUGUGUCAUGAGAAAUGUCUGAAGACGCUGAGAUCGGUUUGUUCCUGCGUGACUGCGUGUGAGGUCCGGGUGCCAGUGGCUCACUGCUUCGGUCCGGCAGGUCAGAAGAAACGUUUCUGCUGCGUCUGCAGGAAACACACGGAGGGAAACACGGCGCUGCGCUGCGAAGUGUGUGAGCUGCAUGUCCACGCUGACUGUGCCACGUUCACCUGUGCCGACUGCCGCCGCUGUCACCUGGACGGGACCCUGGAGCAGGAUACGGUUCCCCACCACUGGAGGGAGGGGAACCUGGCGUCGGCAGCGAGGUGUGAGGUGUGCCGGCGCUCCUGCGGCUCGUCCGACGUCCUGGCCGGGAUGAGGUGUGAGUGGUGCGGCAUCACGAGCCAUGCGGCGUGUUACCUCAGCGUGCCACCAGGGUGCACUGUGGGGCGUCUGCACGGCAUGCUGCUGCACCCGGCCUGCGUCCAGCUCCACUCCAGGAACUUCAGCAAGAUGCACUGCUACCGUAUCACAGAGAGCUGCAGCCCCGAGCUGGAUAACUCCGAUGACGUGGAUCCGCCUGCGGUGGGGUGUAAAGACGUUCAGCCGGCCGCUGCCGAGUCAGGUAAGCAGUUUCUCAAGGUGUUCGACGGCGAUGAUGCAGUCAAACGAAGUUACUUCAGACUCGUCUCCAUUUUUCGAGCCACAAGGAAUGAGGAAGUUGUGGAGGCGGCACUGAGGGCCUUCUACCUCCCAGAUGAGCCUCAGGACUUCGAGCUGCACGAGAUCGGCGGUCUGCAGCGUCUCCAUAGCGACGACAUCCUGAACCGUAAUGGUCCCGACAACAGGAGCUCUCAGAAGGACGGAGGCGACGCCUGGCUGCUGAGGCCCAAACCCCGAGGAGCUGAGGUCCUCCAGGUGUACGCCGGCUGGCCCAGGUCGGGUGCAGCUUCCGUGCGUGUCUCCGUCUCCAAGGACGCCACGGCAGCUUCAGUCCUCACUGAGGUCCUCAGGCAGCUGGACAGACAGGUACACAUUUUUUAUACAUCUUGGGCGAUAAAUGAGCAGCUGACGUCUCUGUCGUUCCAGGAGGAGGACGAGUCCAGCUUCAGUCUUCUGGAGGUUUUCAUGAGCAGCAAGCAAGUGCAGAGACAGACGCUGACGCCUCAGGAGAAGAUUCUGGACAAACUGCAGGAGAUCAGGAAGUUGUCCCUGCGACAGAUGAACCAGACUCGGUUCUACGUCGUGGCGAACAGGAAGCGGGCGGUGCAGGUCGACCUGCUGAUUGGAGGACUGCCCCCCCUGCUGGCCAGAGAGGAGUACGCCCAGCUGAUCCAGGAACAGCUGACCAUCAAGAGUCACCUGGUCACCAUCACCCACUUCUACCCCAGUCAAGGUGCGGUGGUGCUGCAGGUCUCGUGUUUCUCUGAAGCCGAGCGGAUCUACAUGUUGGCUAAAGACACGUCUGUCAACAACAAGACGCUGACGUCUCUGGUCGUCCCAGAGAUCCUGCACAACAAACUGGCUGCAGACGUCUGCCCCCUGCUGGUGUUCGUCAACCCGCGGAGCGGAGGCCUGAAGGGCCGCGAGCUGCUCUACAGCUUCAGGAAGCUCCUGAACCCCCAUCAGGUCUUUGACAUGUCCACCGGAGGACUGCUGGCCGGUCUCCACACCUUCAGGGAGGUGCCCCGGUUCCGGGUGCUGGUCUGUGGGGGGGACGGGACGCUGGGCUGGGUGCUGGGAGUCCUGGAGGCCGUCCGGCACAAACUGGUCUGUCGAGAGCCGCCCAUCGGCAUCGUGCCUCUGGGAACAGGUAACGACCUGGCUCGUAUCCUGCGUUGGGGGCCGGGCUACAGCAGCGAGGACCCCCACCACAUCCUGGUCUCUGUGGACGAAGCAGACGAGGUUCUGAUGGACCGCUGGACCAUCCUGCUGGACGCUCAGGACAUGUCUGAGGACGGACAAGACAACGGCUUCCUUGAGCCGCCCAAGAUUGUACAGAUGAACAACUACUUUGGUUUGGGCAUCGACGCAGAGCUCAGCCUGGACUUCCACACGGCCCGAGAGGACGAGCCUGAUAAGUUCAGGAGCAGGUUCCAUAACAAAGGAGUGUACGUGAAGGUCGGUCUUCAGAAGAUCAUCUACACCAGGAGUCUUCACAACGAGCUGCAGCUGCAGGUGGACUCUCAGAACGUCCCACUGCCCAACAUAGAGGGACUGAUCUUCCUCAACAUCCCCAGUUGGGGUUCAGGCGCUGACCUUUGGGGGACAGAGGUCGAUGGUCGCUAUGGGAGACCGAGCAUCGAUGACGGCCUGUUGGAGGUGGUGGGGGUCACGGGGGUCGUCCACAUGGGCCAGGUGCAGAGUGGCCUCCGCUCUGGGAUCCGGAUCGCUCAGGGGAACUACAUCCGGCUGACGGUCAGUAAGCCCAUCCCGGUGCAGGUGGACGGAGAACCGUGGAUCCAGCCGCCGGGUCACAUCAUCAUCUCUGCCGCUGGACCAAAGGUCCGGAUGCUGAGGAAGUCCAGGCAGAAGCAGAAGAAGUCCUCAGCCGGAGCGAAGGACGCUCGCUCAGAGAGUCCGUCCUCCAGGGACGCUGGACACUCCUGAAGAGGAAUGAGCAGCUCCACGGUCUUUAUGAGCUCAAGUUCUUCUCAUUAUGAACAAACCCGAUCAAACCCUCCAGAGGAUUGUGAGGUUUUUAAGAAGCUGCCAACACGUUAUCAUUUAUUCUUCUCGUGUGAAAUCCGAUAAUAUUGUUGGUUUUUCAAAUCGCCCAAAAUUGAUGUUGUGGUGAAGCAGCGAAGCUGAUGAGCGUAAAACGAAAUGUCUCCGUCUCUGAAACCACGUUCACCAACGAGCUGCGAAGAUUCACACGAGUCAGAGACUGGAUCGGUUCGAAUGAGACGAAUCAACUGGAGAUAAAACACCUGAAG
Molecule: messenger RNA, 3170 nt
Organism: Limanda limanda (common dab)
Lineage: Eukaryota; Metazoa; Chordata; Actinopteri; Pleuronectiformes; Pleuronectidae
Product: diacylglycerol kinase theta
Exons: 23
Coding region: 1-2844 (947 amino acids)
Biological process (GO): intracellular signal transduction; diacylglycerol metabolic process; lipid phosphorylation
Molecular function (GO): ATP-dependent diacylglycerol kinase activity
Source: RefSeq, a predicted model, not a curated record